AUGAGCGUCGGCAUCGGGCGCCUUAACCCGGCGUUCGGUUCAUCCCGCAGCGCCAGUUCUGCUUACCAAAAGUCGGACGACCGAUUUGCACGUCAGGACCGCUGCGGGCCUCCACCAGAGUUUCCUCUGGCUUCGCCCUGCCCAGGCAUAGUUCACCAUCUUUCGGGUCCUAUCGCGCGCGCUCAUGCUCCACCUCCCCGACGGAGCGGGCGAGACGGGCCGGUGGUGCGCCCGGAGCCCCGGGGGGCCGGGAUCCCACCUCAGGCGGCGCGCGCCGCCCCUCACUUUCAUUGCGCCACGGACGGGUCGGGUGGGUUGCCGACAUCGCCGCAGACCCCUGACGCCUGUGUACGUGGGCCGGUCCCCGCCCUGGGCGACGCGACGCGGUCGGGGCGCACUGAGGACAGUCCGCCCCGGUUGACAGUCGCGCCGGGGGCAGGGGGCCCCGUCCCUGCCUCGUGGGCAGAGAGGGCGCAGCGGGCACUCGUUCCACGGCCCCGGGAAGCGGCGAGGUCCGGGCGGGGGGUCGCUGUAAAGCACGCCGCCGAGACGGCGUGCCACCUUCGCCCCGAGCCUUUCCUGGCCGACACCAGAGCCGGUCGCGGCGCACCGCCGCGGAGGAAGUGCGCUCGGCGGGGGCCGGCGACACCCGGGGAGAGGUCCCACGAGGGGAUCCUCCCAGCACCGGGCGGCCGUCCCUUGCCCGCCGAGUUGAAUCCCCCGGGCAGACUGCGCGGACCCCACCCGUUUACCUCUUAA
Knipowitschia caucasica is the source of this 759-nucleotide messenger RNA. The record is from the annotation of a GenBank genome assembly. Lineage: Eukaryota; Metazoa; Chordata; Actinopteri; Gobiiformes; Gobiidae.